This is a messenger RNA of Carya illinoinensis, 648 nucleotides long. RefSeq lists its product as uncharacterized. Bases 1 to 648 code for a protein of 215 amino acids. The transcript has a single exon. Lineage: Eukaryota; Viridiplantae; Streptophyta; Magnoliopsida; Fagales; Juglandaceae. The record is from RefSeq and is a predicted model, not a curated record.
AUGGCUAAUAUCCCUACAAUAUCCUCUCCUUUCGAAAGACCAAUCAUUCCCAUCAAUGUUGUCACCACUAUUAAUGAAAAACUUACCCCUACCACGUUUCCCCAAUGGAGAGUUCAAUUUGAAGCACUGCUAAUAGGUUAUGGCCUUAUUGAUUUUGUCACCGGAAAACAUCAAUGUCCAACCAUUGAUGCAACCAAUUCCACCACCUCCAAAGUAGCGAACUCCCACUGGGUUUGCCAAGAUAAACUCCUCCUCCAUGCCAUUCUUGCUUCUGCCCCUACAACAAUCACACCACUCCUUAUCUCCUGGAAAACGUCUCAAGAGGCCUGGAUAGCCCUUACUUGCCUCUAUGUGGGCAAAUCUCUAAUACGUGCAAUGCAACUCAACAAGAAUUUAACCUUGAGCACCCGUGGUAGUAGAACUGUCACCAAAUUCCUCCAAGGCGUAAAAAUGAUUGUUAUUGAGCUUGCAAUCAUAGAUCACCCUGUUUUGGAUGAUGAUCUAACACUUUAUAUUUUAAAUGGCCUUGGGCUAGAGUUCCGCGACAUUGCAGCACCCAUUCGUGCUUGGGAAACCUCAAUGAAAUUUGAGGAAAUUCAUGACUUGCUGGUUGCUCAUGAAAAUUACAGUAUCUUGCUAGAAGCAUAA